This is a messenger RNA of Hyalella azteca, 3009 nucleotides long. RefSeq lists its product as uncharacterized. The coding region runs from base 1 to 432 and encodes 143 amino acids. The record is from RefSeq and is a predicted model, not a curated record. The transcript has 4 exons. Lineage: Eukaryota; Metazoa; Arthropoda; Malacostraca; Amphipoda; Hyalellidae.
AUGUAUGCAGGCCACAGCCUCAGCCCGCCGCUCAUCAAAAGGGUGCGCGAAAUAUACGAGCCUUCCGAUCAGAUCACCGUCGGCUGCCAGCCGCAAAAAAUGGAGAAAGACGAGCCUAUGCCCAGAAUAGUUUGGUUUAUAGACGGCAAACAGGCACCUCCAGGACAACAAGAAAAGUACGGGCGAUCACUAGACGGCAGCUACACUGGCGUCUCAUUGAAUAUACCAGGACAACAGGUGGUGGACGCGGGCGGCAGCGUCCUGGUCGAGUGUCGCCUGUCGCUGGGCGAGUUCGAGGAGCGCGCGUCACAGACGAUCCGCGUGCGCAUGGAGCACAAGUCCUUAGCGAGCGCGCCUAGCGCAGGGAGCGCAGUGGCGGCGCUGGGAACCUCAGCGCUGCUGGCCGCCCUGCUGCUGUCAGCGGCUCUCUGAGGCAGCGCCUCCCUCAGGAGAGGCUCAUGUUUCUACUGCCUUCACGCCAGCCUCAAUUAGCGCCCGGCCUCACGCUGGGGGAGGGCUGAUGUUUCUACUGCCUUCACUCCAGCCUCAGUUAGCGCCCGGCCUCACGCUGGGGGAGGGCUGAUGUUUCUACUGCCUUCACUCCAGCCUCAGUUAGCGCCCGGCCUCACGCUGAGAGACAUAAAGUGAUGGAAUUUUUGUGAAGAUUAAGAGGCAAGCGUGACGGUGAUCUGUGUUGAUUAGGUAUGGAAAAUUUAUGAAAAAUUUUGGAAUGGCUAAUAAGAUUUAAUUAUCGUUAGUCAGGAUGUGAUAGCGAUAAAGACACAACAAAAAUUUAGUGGAUGAAUCAGUGUUACACGUAAAGAAUUGAUGGUGAUUUGUGUCUAGUAUUUGUGAAUAUUUUCCAUUCAGUUGAUAUAAAGGUCGACAAGGCGCUGAAAUUACUGCCAAAUAAUUGCAUGAUCCCGGACAAAACGUGUGAAGAAAACAUCAAAAGGACAUUGUCAUAUUCCCGAGCAUUGGGAUUAUCGUGCUGCAAUCGGUAAAUUUUUAUGCAUAUAAUUUUAGUUGAGGUCAAAUUAAAUUACUUAGUAGCCACUGCCUUCGUUACCAUUCAUAAUGACGGUAUUACGCUCGUCUUACAUCGUCUUUGUUGUGGCCAUACACGUGAAUCAUCUUUUUUACAAGUAAGCAGGUCUAAAGAGCUAAAAACAAGCUGGAUUACCUGCAAACGAUAGAUCCUGAUGAAUAAACUUCAUGGUUUACGCGAUCAUUAGGCUGGUAAUGAAACAUGGGUUUCUUAAUAAAUUGAGAAUGUUUUUCGACUAAGUCUCCAAUUGGAAAAUGAAAAAAAUGUUAUUGCUAAAAAAAUAUUGAAUACUGUGAGGCGUGCAAGUGAGUGAAUCCCAAUAACUGUACAGAUUAGAUAAAGACCAAACUUCUUCUCGUGAUCUCGGUCCUCUAUGUGUGACGUAUGUUGUGUGGCGAAGUUUUCUACCAAAUGCCUGCUAUCUUUUUUACGCGUGUGUUUUAAUGUUCCCUGUAAAUUGUGUAUAUAUCUGGAAAUCGUAAAUAAUAUUAUAUAAAUGAUUAACGUUAGAGAGAUUUACGGUAGAGUUUAUAAUAGCAAAUAUUGUCUUAGUCGACGCUUGUGUUAUUUUUUCAACAACAUCCCAUAGAGAAGGAGAAUUAUUCAUUAUCUUAAGGUCAAUUAAAUGUCUAUGUAAUUCCCUGUAUUUAUUUUUUCUGAAUUCCUCUACCAUUUACAAGAGGGAUAUAAAAUCGGUUGAUAUUAUAAUAUAUCCACAGAUGUUCAGCCUGUUGUUAUGAUUCUGUUUUUUACAAUUGGUAUUGACAAUAAUGUGUAACAUGUAUUGCCUGAACGAUAAAAUAUGCAUUUUGUGAUUUCUUAAAACUUCUUUGGAAGUAUGUUGGACAUACUCUCUUGUUCGUCGUAAAUUAAAUGAAAGCGAAUCAAAUACUCUCAUCUAACUUAAUAUUUUUGCCUAAAUGAAAACGUUCAAUAUAUAUCACGGAACAAGCCGAGUAUUGUAAACGAUGUUUCAGCAGAUAUUAUUCUCUCUAUAAAUAUCAAAUAUGACAUUCGCGUUGAACACACCUUCCCAGAAUCGAGCGACUCGGGAUUAAAGAUUCGUGUGCAUUUUCCCAGACAGCGGCAGAAUCUCAAAGAAAAUAUAAAUAUUCCUCCAGGAACAGCUGCUCUGGGAUGACAAAAUAUCUCGUUAUGGCAGGCUUCCUAUUCUAAACAUAUACGUGAGCGACGUUGAGCUGUGCAGCAACAUACUGAUGUCUGGGCCAGCUGUAUCAGCGAUGCCUGAAGCUUGCAGGUGUAUGGUGACAUGUGCUACCGAAUUGUGAUACGAAGCAAUACGGAGACAUGUGCUACCGGAUUGUGAUAUAUAUAAGGCAAUAUGGAGACAUGUGCUAUCGAAAUGUGACCUAACUUAAAGUGUGAGACAUUGUGGUCUAAAACAAUACGGAUAACAUGUGCUAGCGAGUUUUGAUCGAACCUAAAAUGUGAGAUUAAACCUGAAGCCUGAUGGAACCUAAAACAAUGAUCGCACGCAUCUAACAUAAGACAAACUGAGUUUAUAAACUGAAACUCAGUUAAGACGUGAAUUCUAUAUAUAGAGGGGGAAAAUGUGAUGUUUAAAUACUUAGAAAAUAAAUUGUUUUACCAAUGAUUCCACCGAUUGUUGUGCCCUUCUAUAUAACAAACACCAUAAUUUCCCUCAACUUGCUGUAUAUAGGAUGGAUACCUGUGAAAGUUUUCUUCCUGUACUGUAUAGCGUCCCGACCAACUCUGAUCAGACCGGUGACGGUGGGAACAACUAAAUAUAAACGUCGCUUGUUGUAAACUAGUGUUGUUCAAUAUACCGACCUGCCUUAUGGUUACUGUUUCAUAUACAACCGCAGACAAUCGACCUCCUUUCACUGGCCUUUCAUUAGUUACAUGCUAUCUACGUUUUGAACGUAGGAAUAGCAGUGUAUAAAUUAAACUCCGUCACUCGAUAAUCGCACAUGGACAGA